AUGCAACGACCUCACGAAGAGGGUACAACUCCUCCUCCACCUUACACUUUGGUGGAUCACUUAAACACUUCUACGAGUAGUUCGACAGCAGCACCCAAUAACGCAUCUACGACGCUUAAUAGCACCAAUAACCAGAACCGACCAGGUGGAGACAAUACUCUAAAUACCACACCACAGUAUCAUUCUCAAAAUCCAUAUCCGGCAACAGCAAUUUCAACAGAUCCUGAUUAUCGUCUCGCUCAAAAGCUUCAGGAUGAAGAAUUUGCGUUAUGGGUAGAUCAAAAUCCGGAUGAGCCUUUUCUUUCUCGUGGAAUACUUGCUGGUGAAUCAUCAACAUCUAUUCUUCCUACCUCACAUCACCAAAGAGCUCUGCCUCCAAUACCAGAACAUUACACGUGUAAUUAUCAUCAUUCACAUCAAAAUUCUGGUGGUGCUGGUGCACAUCAUUCCUCAUAUUAUGGAAGUUUAAGUCAAGGCACUACUGGAAAUUACUAUUCUUCAGCACAAUCUCAUCCAUUCUAUAACGCACCUUAUUAUAAUGAUCAGCAGCAGCAGCAACAACAACAUUUAGCAUAUCGUCAUGAAGAAGAAGAGGAUAAUUCACCGGGAUGUUUGACUGGAUUGUAUGAACGUUCUGUUCCUUUUAUUUUAGUAUUUCUGGUGAUUUGGUUUGUGUCCCUCUGUUCCGGUCAACUGCCCGAAUGA
Messenger RNA from Ambispora gerdemannii, 705 nucleotides. Lineage: Eukaryota; Fungi; Glomeromycota; Glomeromycetes; Archaeosporales; Ambisporaceae. The record is from the annotation of a GenBank genome assembly.